AGUUAGACUGGCACACAAUCUUUUAAAAUUUUCCAAGUAUGAACUUCUGAAGAUCUUUCUCACUCAGAGGCUGGACGCUUACUUGGAUUUCGAAGCUGCAAAUUCAGCAUUAUUAAAAAGCUAUGGACUUGUCCAUGAAGAUUGUAUAUCAAAAAUGAGGUUAAUGUCGUUGGUAGAUCUUAGCUUGAAUGGAUCUAGUCAAAUUCCUUAUUCUAUCAUCAAGGAUGCAUUGCGGAUUGAUGACAUUGAGGUAGAAUCUUGGGUUGUUAAGGCAAUUACAGCUAAGUUACUUGACUGCAAGAUUGGCCAAAUGAAUCAAGUAGUAAUAGUGAGCCGAUGUACGGAGCGAUGUGUUUGGUUGUAUCAGUGGCAAGAGCUCCGCUCAAAGCUUACUACUCGGAGGGGUAACAUUGCGGGUGUUAUCAGCACGAUUCAAACCAACAAGAUAACAGAAGAUAGCGCACAACAAAUGCAAGGAUUAGCGAUCCGCUGAAUUUAGCUAUUAUUUUUUGUCAUCUUUUUUGUUCGGGGCAAAGAUAUGCUUAGAAGAAGCACUUUUGUUUUGUCUGUCAAGUUUUCAGCCCUGUAGUUCUAUGUGAUAAUGGUUUUCACUUUGUACUAUUAAGUUGAUUCCAGUAUUUGGAACUAGUUAACUUUUUAUCCUACAGUUUCACUUGUUAGGAUAUUCUCAUAAGCAGAAGGAACUUCUUCUAGGGUCUAUGUUGCCAUUCCCUGGCUGCAAAA
Nicotiana tabacum (common tobacco) is the source of this 744-nucleotide messenger RNA. RefSeq lists its product as uncharacterized. The record is from RefSeq and is a predicted model, not a curated record. Gene Ontology annotation, cellular component: eukaryotic translation initiation factor 3 complex. Gene Ontology annotation, biological process: cytoplasmic translational initiation. Lineage: Eukaryota; Viridiplantae; Streptophyta; Magnoliopsida; Solanales; Solanaceae.